This is a messenger RNA of Culicoides brevitarsis, 546 nucleotides long. RefSeq lists its product as uncharacterized. The transcript is spliced from 3 exons. Bases 1 to 546 code for a protein of 181 amino acids. Lineage: Eukaryota; Metazoa; Arthropoda; Insecta; Diptera; Ceratopogonidae. The record is from RefSeq and is a predicted model, not a curated record.
AUGCGAAAUGUCGCUAUUGGAAAUUUGAUCGCUUUAGCAAUUCCAUUACAAUCCAAUGACCCAUAUCUCUCAAAUACCUUCAUGUCGUAUAAUUUUGAGUCGAAUUAUGGGGCAAGCACAUCAGCGCCUGACUUUACAAAUGCUUAUUUGGACAAAUUCAUGCUCCCUUACGACAAACCAGAUCCCGAUUUAGACGAUUAUCGUCGUCGCCCAUUAGGAGGCGUGCGUCGUUCGAUCCCUUCUUCGCCGCAACAUCAACAGCAAAUCACCCGAAAGAACAUUUAUCGCGUAAUUGAAACUUACCUGACCAAAGCUUGUCUUCUGCGAACAAUUUGUGAAGUCGCAACAACUCCUUUGGCAAAGUACGAUGGCAUUUUGGGAGACAUUUUGCACAUUUUAUUGACUCCAUCGACGUCAAUUCAUGAAAUCGGCAUCGGAAACGAGUAUUAUUUGGCGGAAGAAAUUGGAAGACAAUCAAAAAGUUGCUCGGAAUUCAUUGAAUCGUGUCCGAAAAACGGCUUAGAUUUAUUUACGAAAUAUUUUUAG